AUGCCUCCUCGACGCGCCCCUUCUAUAGCCUCCGUGGCUCCCUCCCGUCCUGCAAGCCCUGGCGCAGGAGAGGAAGAAGAGAUACCGUACUUCGACUCCGUCGACGAGCUCCAGCAGCAUGGUAUCAACGUCCAAGAUAUCCUCAAGCUCAAGUCUGCCGCUAUCAACACGGUCUUUGGUGUUAGCAUGACCACCCGCCGUCAGAUGCUCAAGAUCAAGGGCAUGUCUGAGGCAAAAGUCGAGAAGAUCAAGGAAGCCGCCUCGAAAAUUCUCGGAUCGUCGUUUGCCACUGGCGUCGAGGUUCAGGACAAGCGCAAGAGAGUGCACGCCAUUAGCACCGGAAGCAAGAAUGUAGAUGGUAUAUUGGGUGGCGGCAUCAUGUCGCAGUCCAUCUCGGAAGUAUAUGGCGAAUUCCGCACGGGUAAAACGCAGCUCGCACAUACUAUGAGUGUCAUUACACAACUGCCUCCCGAACUCGGUGGAGCAUCCGGAAAGGUCGCAUAUAUCGACACUGAAGGAACUUUUCGCCCGGACCGCAUUCGUUCCAUCGCUGAUAGGUUUGGCGUAGACGGAAACAUGGUUCUUGAGAAUAUCCUUUAUGCUCGAGCGUUCAACAGCGAACACCAGAUGGAACUCAUUAACGAAUGUUCAAUGCGGUUCGCAGAGGACAAAGACUUCCGGCUUCUCAUAGUCGACAGCAUCAUGGCCCUCUUCCGCGUCGAUUAUUCGGGCAGAGGAGAACUCAGCGAGCGCCAGCAGAAGUUAGCCCAAAUGCUGUCCAAGUUGACGAAACUUUCGGAAGAAUACAACAUCGCGAUUCUCCUCACAAACCAAGUGCAAUCUGAUCCCGGUGCAACUAUGACAUUUGUCGCUGGCGGCGCUUUGAAGCCCAUUGGAGGCCACAUCUUAUCACACGCCUCGGCAACAAGGUUGUUCUUGCGUAAAGGUCGAGCCGAAGAACGAGUCGCCAAACUGGUUGACAGUCCGGAUCGUCCUGAAAGCGAAGCAUCCUAUAAACUCGACGAAGGUGGAUGGGCUGAUGUGUAG
Cyclocybe aegerita is the source of this 1047-nucleotide messenger RNA. Lineage: Eukaryota; Fungi; Basidiomycota; Agaricomycetes; Agaricales; Hemipholiotaceae. The record is from the annotation of a GenBank genome assembly.